Messenger RNA from Daucus carota subsp. sativus, 586 nucleotides. RefSeq names its product glucan endo-1,3-beta-glucosidase 4. The coding region runs from base 113 to 466 and encodes 117 amino acids. The transcript is spliced from 3 exons. Lineage: Eukaryota; Viridiplantae; Streptophyta; Magnoliopsida; Apiales; Apiaceae. The record is from RefSeq and is a predicted model, not a curated record.
UGGGAGAAUGAAGAUAUCCUCAAUAGAAACUGUGCAAUAAAUAUACAAAACCAUAUGGUUGAUCUGUUAAAUUUGUCAUCCUAACUUCAUCCAUCUUCCCAACUUCUAAACUAUGUCACUCUCUUUGCAAAAGAUUUGUCUGCUGGUGCUGCUGCUUCUGAUUGUGCUUCAUAAUUCAGAUGGGGAGUUUGAGCAAUGGUGCGUAGCUGAUGAACAGACACCAGACGUCGAGCUGCAGGCAGCCUUGGACUGGGCUUGCGGCAAGGGAGGUGCAGAUUGUAGUAAGAUACAGAGGAAUCAACCUUGCUAUUUACCAAAUACUGUCAAGGACCAUGCUUCUUAUGCCUUUAAUAACUACUACCAGAAGUUCAAGAACAGAGGCGGAACUUGCUACUUCAAUGGUGCUUCCAUUACCACAGAACUUGAUCCAAGUCAUAAUUCUUGCCAUUUCGAGUUUACUGCCUGAAAUUCAAGCCGAUAUAUAAAUGCAAAGCUACCGAAUGGGACUAACCUCGAGUAUACGAAGAUGUUGUAAAUCCAACCCUCGGUUUACUAUUAAUGGUGAUUACUUUCAGUUUUCAGCAUA